Stylonychia lemnae is the source of this 3075-nucleotide messenger RNA. The record is from the annotation of a GenBank genome assembly. NCBI's taxonomy places the organism in Eukaryota, Ciliophora, Spirotrichea, Sporadotrichida, Oxytrichidae.
AUGAUUGGAAACUUUAGAAAACACAGAGAUGGAAACCAUCUGGAAUAUUAAUUCAGACAUGCUUACAAGGAUAACCAAGAAAAUACGAUUGUUGUGUCAUUGAGACAGACAAACGAUUCAACACAGUAUGAAAGUCCUGGGAAAAAUGAUACUGAUAUAUCUAAGCGAGAAAUGGAUUCCUAGACUUUGAACCCCUCUAAUGAAUCUAAUCCAUCUUUGGUAUUUGGGACCUCGUAAAGAUAACUGAUUACCAAAAUAACUAAAAAGAGCUUCAACCAAUUUUAGCCUGCAUUUUCACCUAAAAACUAGGAUGACCAAACUAACAGUGAGAUAAAUUUGCCUUAGAUCAAUCGAGUAAGUCGCUAGGAAAACAGCAACUCACAGGUCAAUCAAAAUAAAUCUUCAACAUUCAGUUCAGCUAUUGAAAGAAAAACCAGUUAUGGAGAUCUUACACUUCAGAAAAAAGUGCUCUAACAGCAUAAAAUUAUCAAAGAUAUGGAAUCAAAAGAUCAUAUUAGCAGAAAGGUUAGUGGAGACAAUUUGCAUUCAAAAGUUCCAAAAAGUAACAAGAAUUCUAAUGUAGAAGAAAGCAUGAUAAAAACAUAGAAUUUCAAGCAUCUCCCUAAUUUGUAUUCUCCAAUUAAUCUCUCGUCAUCACAGUAUUAUAAAAAUUCAGUAGUGAGUAAAAAUGAGAUAUCUAAUCAAAACAACAACAACAACACUAUUCAACAUCGACUUCUCGAAAUAAAAAAGAGGACUACAGAUUUAAGACUUGUUUUCGAAGGAUAUAAGAAAAUAAAAUACGAUUAGAACAAGGACCAAUAGCACGAUUAAAUGUUCUUUUUAUCAACAAACAACAGCAGUUAAAUACCAAAAGAGAAAUUCCAAACCAUAUUUAAAAAAGUUAGUUCAGUAAAGAACAUCCCUAACAUGCAAAUCCAGCAAUAAAAUGAGGAAAAUAGUUAGGAGAGAAGUGUGGACAAAUACAAUGAAAGAUUUGAGAAGAUCAAGAGGUAUUUGGGAUAGACCAUGCAAAUAUUUGUAAUUGUAAUGGAAGCAAAAAUACCAGUACAGUCAUUCUUGAAAAUCGGGCUGUUCUAACUUAAAGGUUUUAAAAACUCUAUCAUAGAAAACAAUCAGACCUACUUGAUGGAUGAUUUUCUUAAGGGAGUAAAUGAGUAUUUCAAUAAAUCUGAUAAGCUUUUCUUGUAUCGUCAUUUAUUUAGCAAUGAUGGGAAUCUCAUUGAAAGAUAUGAGUAGAUAUAGUCAGAUUAGGUAUUCAUUUAUAUAUCCUAAAUCUGCUCAUACUAGCAUGGAGUAUUUGAAGAGAAGUUUAAAACUAAAGUUUUAAUUAAAACCAUGGAGAAUCUUAUUUAAUCAGAAUAGAUUAAAACGCUUACCAAGCAUAAAAGUAAAUAAUUGUCUAUGGAUAUCAGACCUACUGUCAAAGUAACCAAAGAAGUCAUUUAAAGAUAAGCUAAAGAACUUAUAAAUGAGAAUAGAUUCAAAAAUCAUUCACAAUUAGAUACAAAUAGAAGCAUCUCUUCAGAAUCACCAAAUAAGAGGAAGGUAGUGGCAGAUGUAAGAUUGGUUAAUUCAAAAAGUUAUAAAAGUUUGAAGGAGAUUUAAAGAGAGACAUAGCUAAACAAUGAAAUGAAAGAGUGGGAUAGAAUGAUAUUGAAAUAAAAUAAACUCAAUAAGGAAGCAAUAAAUGAAAUUAUACAGAAAAAUAAUCAUCUUGAAGGAUCAAUUCAAGAUGAUGCUCAGCAAAUCUUAAGUGAUGGGCUUAAUCACUUGAUAGAUGACGGUGGACUAUCUAUAGUAGAUGCCAAACUUAUGUACAACUCUCCUCUUGCAGACUUAAGAAACGAGGCAAAAGCAUUUAACUAGCAAAUUAAGGCUUUGAAAUAUGAAUUAGACUAUAAAUUGAAUGUGGUAAGUGAGAAAUAGGUAGAGGAUUCAAUCAAAGAAAUCCAGGAAAGAACAGAAAAUGAUAUGAGAGAAAAGCUGAUGAAGGAACAGGAGGUAAAAAAUGUAGAGCACUUUAGAAAUACUAUAUCUGGGUAAAAGAAAUUCUAGAAGAAUAGGAAGUUAUAGGAUUUGAUUAUAAUACUCUAAAGGUAUCUUAAAGAAAGGAAAUAGAAUAAAACUGUCAAGCUUAAAAAAGAUAGCAAUACAAGAUCUCAAUAGCAACUACCUUCUCUCCCUUAGAACAGAAGGCACAUCAUCUCUAAAUGGGAUUCAAACAUCCGCAAGUCCAAUACCUUUAAAAGCAAUACUAGCUUCAUGAACAAUACUGAUACCCAUUUAAACUCUAUUAUCAGCAAGUAAAGCUUUGCCAAUGGAGCUAUGAGUCCCUAAAGCAUUGGCAGACAGCCUAUAAAUUUUGUUGAGAAGAACAUUAUAAAUAAUACAGGUUUGAAUCGUAACGUCUUUCACUAGUUCGGAGCAAGUUUUGAUAAGAACAUCCCAAUACUGGAGUAAAAGAGUGGAUUCAACAGAGUGGAGAUCAUUCAAAUAUUCUCCAAAUUCAAGGCUCUUUGUGAGCUAACUAUGAAAGAGCUAAAAGAUAAAAACCAAGAUUUAAGUUAGGUAAAGGGAGUCAGCUUUGAGAAGUUCCUGCUGGGAAUCCCUGAGUUAAAGUUCGAAACAGAAAAGUUCGCAAAGAGGGUCUUUGACUAGUGUAACUCUAACAAUUCUAAUGAAUAUCUGGACUGGGAGCACUUCCUGCUAGCAGUUAAGGCAAUUCAAGCUAGAAAUAUUGACUCUAAGAUUGAUUUAUUCUUCAAGAUUAUUGAUUAAGAUGGAAAUGGUACUUUGUCAUAUGAGGAGGUGUUUGAGAUCUGCUCCAAUUCUUUUGAGAAAUUCAGUCCAAAUGUCCAGGAAGACCAAUAUAUGAGAGCAUUAUCAGAAUUUUUCACCAGUGUAAUAUUCAGAGCAGUGGGAAAACAGUUUGAUGAAGAGAUUCCUCUUUAUGAAAUUAAGGAGGCAAUAGAUAAGAAUUUGCCUGAUUCGGAUCUGCUUUGCCUCUUCUGUAACGCAUCAAAGGAUCUGCCAGAAGAAGAAUAACAGUGA